Molecule: messenger RNA, 1487 nt
Organism: Loxodonta africana (African savanna elephant)
Lineage: Eukaryota; Metazoa; Chordata; Mammalia; Proboscidea; Elephantidae
Gene: CXCL16
Product: C-X-C motif chemokine ligand 16
Exons: 5
Coding region: 364-1071 (235 amino acids)
Biological process (GO): T cell chemotaxis; response to tumor necrosis factor; positive regulation of cell growth
Molecular function (GO): low-density lipoprotein particle receptor activity; chemokine activity; scavenger receptor activity
Source: RefSeq, a predicted model, not a curated record
CGGCCCGGCGGGCCCCUGCCAGCCUGCCCCACCUCGUCCUGCCGCCUGUUUCCUUUCGGUUUAUUCCGACAUUCCUGGCCGCCCCCAGGUGAAGGCCCCCGGGCGGCGCUGGGCCACGGGACCGGGCGCUCCGCCCUCGGGGUUUCCCCGCCGCGAGGCCGGCGGGCUUGGAGGGACAGAGCGCACGUCCGUUCAGACGGCGGGGCGUCGGGAGCCACUGGCCGCUCCUCAGCCGCGACUCGGCGCCCACGGCCAAGCAGGGGAAGGAAGAGAAAGCCAUUGGGAAACCAGACGGACGCCGCGCGUGGCUGGAGUCCGCCUAGGUGUCAGACGGUGCGCCCCCAAACUUUGGCGCGUGCCGCGAUGUGUCGGGGCCUCGAACUCGAGUUCCGCGUGUUCCUGCUCCUCCUGAUAGCUGGACUGACCUUGCCAGGCGAUGGCAACGAGGGCAGUGUCACUGGAAGUUGUUACUGUGAUCGUUUAAUUUCUACCCCCACAAUGGAACAGAAGGAACAUUUCCGAAAACACCUUAAAGGCUACACAUGCUGUCGGCUCUUUGUCAGGUUCGAGCUCCAUUCCCGGACUGUGUGUGGGGGCAGCACCAAACCCUGGGUUCUUCAUUUGAUGAGUUGCUUUGAUAGUGGAGAAUGUGGACGUCCUCUCUGGGAAAGUCAGGCCCGCCAGAAGCAUUUACCUCCCCUCAGAACUCAGGUUCCUGAGCCCACAGAUGAAGCACCUUCAGACUUAGGCACGCCUGCCCUGACAUACCUGCCAUCCACUCUGCAGUCCACCCAGCAGCCCUCCCUUCCGGACAGAGGUCUCACCUACUCCAGUGAAGCCACCACUCUGGGAGUUGAGGCUGGGGAGAACCAGAAGCAGCUGGAAGACAACGUGGGUCCUCCAGGUGGGAUGUCAGCCAUGGUGCCGGUGCUGUCCCUCCUGGCCGUCACGUUCAUUCUCAUUGCAGUCCUCCUCUAUGUGCUCUGCAAGAGGAGGAGGGAGCAGUCAAGGCUGUACUAUCCAGAUUUGCAGUUCCAUUACAAACCAGUGGCACCAGACUCCAACACCUAAACCCGACUCCUCUGAGAACGGAAGCUCUGUAAUGGCAGACUGUGCUUUUCCUAGUAUAUGUAUAUAGUGCACUCGAACAAUGUGGCACAUAGUAGGCACUCUAUGUAUAUUUGUUAAUGUUUACUGAAACCCUGGUGGUGUAGUAAGUUCUACAGCUGCUAACCAAAGGGUGCUCCUUGGAAACCAUAUGGGACCGUUCUACUCUGUCCUAUAGGGUCGUUAUGAGCUGGAAUCGACUUGACAGCAAUGGGUUGGUUUUUUUUAAUGAGUGGAUAAUCAGCUGCUGCCCCCUCUCAGAACCCCCCCCCAAGUUCUAUAUGUAAAAUUCCCGUUACACUGUAACCAUAUCUUGGACAAAUUCUGUGUGUUAACUACUAAAAAUUAUUUUUGUAAGAAUAAAUUCUUCUUUCUGUAGA